CAAGGCCGCAACAUCACUCACCCACUCCCCACCCCUUCCCAAACCCUCACCUCCAUCUCGUUGCCUUCCUCCACCUCUCUCUCUGCCAUGGCCUACCGCGGCGGAGGCCGAGGUGGCCGCGGCGGCGAGCAGCGGCCGCCCUACUCCGGCCGCGGCGACGUCCCUGGCCGUGGUGGCGGUGGUGGUGGGGGUGGAGCCCCGCCGUACCGUCCCGCCUCGGGCUUCGUGUGGCCGCCGCCGGGGAUGACGCCGCGGCCGGGGCCUCCUCAGCCGCAGUACCCGCGGCCGGGGCCGCCGGCCGUCGUCUACGGCGCGCCGAUGCCGGCGGCGCACCACCAGGGCGCGUACCAGCCCGGGGGCGUGUACCGUGCGCCCUCCCCGGGGGUUCCGGUGAUCGGUGGCUACGCGCGCAGCACGCCCGUCACCAUCCGGGCGCCUCCGCCGUCGCACUCGUCGGCUCCGGCUCCGUACCAGCCGGCGGCGGCCGCGCCGGCUCCCUCGUCGUCCUCCACGGCGCCGUCCGCUACGGCUCUGGCCAAGGAGUUCGAGCAGAAGCUGUUCGUGUCGGAGACCGCGCUGGCGCCACCCGCGGCGGUGGCGUCGGCCGCGGCCGCGCCGGCUGGCGAGGCGUCGGUGGAGUCGGACAAGGAUCUGGCACCGGUGUCGAAGAAGGGGCUCGCCCACCCUGCGCGGCCGGGGUUCGGAGCGGCCGGGAAGAAGGUGAUGAUCCGCGCGAACCACUUCCUCGUCAAUGUCGCCGACAACAACCUCUUCCACUACGAUGUUUCAAUCAAUCCUGAGUCAAAAUCAAGAGCAACAAAUAGGGAAGUACUCAAUGAGCUCAUCAAGUUGCACGGGAAGACAUCUCUUGGUGGCAAAUUGCCUGCCUAUGAUGGAAGAAAGAGUCUCUAUACUGCUGGUUCACUCCCUUUUGAAUCGGAGGAGUUUGUGGUUAAGCUAAUUGAUCCCGAAAAGAAGGAUAAAGAAAGGGCGGAGAGGGAGUACAAGAUCACAAUUCGGAUUGCUGGCAGAACAGACUUGUACCACCUCCAGCAGUUUUUGCUUGGAAGACAGAGGGAUAUGCCCCAAGAAACCAUUCAAGUUCUUGAUGUUGUCCUUAGGGAGUCACCAUCUUGGAAUUAUGUCACAGUGUCCAGAUCCUUCUUCUCUACCCAGUUUGGUCACCGGGGUGACAUUGGUGAGGGACUUGAGUGUUGGAGAGGUUACUAUCAGAGCCUGCGCCCAACACAGAUGGGCCUUUCGCUGAAUAUAGAUAUAUCUGCAACGUCCUUUUUUAAGCCUGUGACAGUGAUCCAAUUUGUGGAGGAGUUCCUGAACAUACGUGACACCUCAAGACCUUUGUCAGACCGGGAUCGUGUGAAGAUAAAGAAAGCAUUACGUGGGGUUCGCAUUGAAACAAACCACCAAGAGGACCAAAUCAGAAGAUACAAGAUAACAGGGAUUACCCCCAUUCCUAUGAGCCAGCUGAUAUUUCCUGUUGAUGAUAAUGGGACAAGGAAGACUGUUGUUCAGUACUUCUGGGAUAGGUACAAUUACAGACUGAAGUACGCUUCUUGGCCCUGCCUACAGUCUGGCAGUGAUUCUCGCCCUGUAUACUUACCUAUGGAGGUGUGCAAGAUUGUAGAAGGGCAGAGGUACUCCAAGAAGCUUAAUGACAAACAAGUGACCAACAUCCUUAGAGCAACCUGUCAACGCCCCCAGCAGAGGGAACAGAGCAUUCAUGAGAUGGUUCUCCACAACAAGUAUACAGAGGAUAGGUUUGCUCAGGAGUUCGGUAUCAAGGUCUGCAAUGACCUAGUCUCUGUUCCAGCCCGUGUGCUGCCUCCACCCAUGUUGAAGUAUCAUGAUUCUGGAAGGGAGAAAACUUGUGCACCCAGUGUUGGACAGUGGAACAUGAUUAACAAGAAAAUGAUCAAUGGAGGAACUGUGGAUAACUGGACAUGUCUGAGUUUUUCACGAAUGCGUCCUGAGGAGGUACAAAGGUUCUGUGGUGACCUGAUUCAGAUGUGCAAUGCCACUGGAAUGUCUUUCAAUCCAAGACCAGUCGUGGAUGUCCGGUCAACAAAUCCUAACAAUAUAGAGAAUGCUCUGAGGGAUGUUCACAGGAGAACAUCAGAACUGCUAGCCAGAGAGGGAAAGGGAGGCCUGCAGCUUUUAAUUGUAAUUCUGCCUGAAGUUAGUGGUUCUUAUGGGAAAAUUAAAAGGGUCUGUGAGACUGACCUUGGCAUUGUAUCUCAAUGUUGUUUGCCAAGGCAUGCCAGCAGGCCGAACAAGCAAUAUUUGGAAAAUGUUGCACUCAAAAUCAAUGUCAAGGUCGGAGGGCGCAACACUGUUCUUGAGCGAGCCUUUAUCCGCAAUGGCAUACCAUUUGUGUCAGAAGUCCCAACAAUCAUCUUUGGCGCUGAUGUCACACACCCUCCACCUGGAGAGGACUCUGCAUCAUCUAUUGCUGCGGUUGUGGCAUCUAUGGAUUGGCCUGAAAUCACCAAAUACCGAGGUCUGGUCUCUGCUCAACCACAUAGACAGGAGAUAAUAGAAGAUCUCUUUAGUGUUGGUAAAGAUCCAGUGAAGGUUGUAAAUGGUGGGAUGAUCAGGGAGUUGCUUAUCGCAUUCCGCAAGAAGACUGGCAGAAGGCCUGAGAGGAUAAUCUUCUAUAGAGAUGGUGUAAGUGAAGGUCAGUUCAGCCAUGUGCUUCUUCAUGAAAUGGAUGCCAUCAGAAAGGCUUGUGCAUCUUUGGAGGAGGGAUAUCUACCACCUGUCACAUUUGUAGUAGUUCAGAAAAGGCAUCACACAAGGCUUUUCCCAGAGGUUCAUGGGAGGCGAGACAUGACUGACAAGAGCGGAAACAUCCUUCCUGGAACUGUCGUGGACCGUCAGAUUUGCCAUCCUACAGAGUUCGAUUUCUACCUGUGUAGCCAUGCUGGCAUACAGGGUACUAGCAGGCCAACUCAUUACCAUGUCCUUUACGAUGAGAACCAUUUUACAGCCGAUGCACUUCAGUCCCUGACCAACAAUCUUUGCUAUACCUAUGCGCGAUGCACCCGGGCAGUGUCUGUGGUCCCACCGGCCUACUAUGCUCAUCUUGCUGCAUUCCGCGCUCGCUACUACGUGGAAGGAGAGAGUUCGGAUGGUGGCUCGACCCCUGGCAGCAGCGGGCAGGCUGUGGCGCGAGAGGGCCCUGUGGAGGUGCGCCAGCUUCCCAAGAUCAAGGAGAACGUCAAGGACGUCAUGUUCUACUGCUGAGGAGAUUGUUGGCAAGGAGAGCCCAAUAUUCUGGUAGUUUUUUGGUUGGUAGACUUGUUUGUGUCCUUGGUUUGGAGCUGGUUGCUUGUAGUUCCAUUUGCUGUUUCCGAGUAGCCGGAUUGUGACUGAGCUUUUGUGGUCUUUAAGGCCUUAACUCUGCUUGAGACAAUGCAAGUCUUUUAAAUUUCCCUGUGGCUUUUGUUA
This is a messenger RNA of Oryza sativa Japonica Group (Japanese rice), 3468 nucleotides long. Lineage: Eukaryota; Viridiplantae; Streptophyta; Magnoliopsida; Poales; Poaceae. The record is from RefSeq and is a predicted model, not a curated record.